AUGGCAACGCCGACUGAUUCCAUCGUCCCCAACCCUCAACUUAACCUUAUCAACGAUCCGUUGCAUCUCGCAAAUUCGGAUCACCCAGGUAUGACCUUAACCAGUGCACUUUUUAAUGGAUCGAACUUUCUCGGAUGGAGUAGAUCGAUUCAAAUGGCUUUGGGUGCUAAACUGAAGUUAGGGUUCAUUGACGGUUCUUGUCGAAAACCAGCAACUACAGAUCAGAAUUUGCAGAGGUGGAUAAGGUGUGAUUACAUGGUGACUUGUUGGAUUCUUAAUUCAAUGGUGACUGAAUUUUCUCAAGGCUUUUUGUUUGCCAAGUCUGCUUAUGAUUUAUGGUGUGAUGUUAAGGAGAGAUUUGGACAAAGUAAUGCUCCCUUAAUCUACCAAAUCCAGAGAGAUUUAAAUCAAAUAACACAGGGAAACCAAAAUGUGGCUACCUAUUAUUCCAAAUUGAAAAGAUGUUGGGAUGAAUUAAAUAAUCUCAAUGGGAUACCUGUGUGCAGUUGUGGACACAUGGAGAAGUGUGCAUGUGGUGUCAUGGAAAAAUUCAUGGAGUUGGAAAUGAAGAACAAGUUGAUGCAAUUUCUAAUGAGAUUGAAUGAUGAUUAUGAAUCGGUUAGGAACCAUAUCCUCUCAAUGGAUCCUUUACCUUCUAUCAAUAGAGCAUAUUAUCUGGUGCAACAGGUUGAGACACAGAAGCAAGUAACACAUUUUGUUCCAGAAUCAUCUGCUUUCUUUGCCGACACGGUGGGGAAGAGAACUCAAAGUAACCAAAGAAACAUCAAAACUAUCAAAAUAGGGGAUAAGAAAUUUUGCACUCAUUGUCGAAGCGAUGGACAUACUAUUGAUCAUUGUUUUGAGAUCAUAGGUUAUCCCGAUUGGUAUAAAGGCAGGAAGAAGAAGAACAUGGGAACUAGAGUGGCAGCUCAUGUUGAAGUUGAAGAUCAAGGUGACACACCUUUGAAUUUUGGGGUGGCAGAAGGAUCAGGAAAGGCUGGGGUCGAUCAACAUCUUGUUACUGCUGUUUGUGAACAAAUGAUGAAGAUUUUUAAAGGAAAAAAUCAUGUGGGAGAGACUUAUGAAAUGGGGAAUACUUCAAACAACUUUGCAGGUACUCCUUUUUAUAAAGCUAUUGCUCUUUCUUGCUUUAGUCACACAUAUCAAGAUUGUGAAUGGAUAGUAGAUACAGGGGCUUCAAAUCACAUGUCCCCACAUUUGUCUCUUUUUCAUUCCAUUCAACUUUUACCUCACCCUAUACCCAUAAAACUUCCUGAUGCUACCACCAAAUUAGUAAGGUACAUUGGACAUAUUUUUCUUCAACCUAACCUAGUUCUUACCAAUGUCCUUUAUGUACCUGAUUUUAAGUUUAACCUUUUAUCUGUUGGACAAAUGCUCAAAACAUCAAAUUUUACUGCUUUAUUCUUACCUAACAAAUGUGUUUUUCAGGACCCUUCUAAUGCCUCAAUAAUUGCUGAAGGAAUUUGGUCCAAUGGAUUGUACAAAUUCAAGUCUCUUGCCAAGACAAGCCCAGUUUCUGCUUCUGUUGAUGCUAAUAAGUCUAGUGGUGUAGUGUUUUCUGAAAAUUUGGCUUUGCAUUCUCAGCUUGAUUUACAUAUUUUACAUUCAAGAAUUGGUCAUUCUUCUGUUUCAAAACUCAUUCAUUUGGAUCAUUGUAAACAAUUAGUUCACAAGGAUUUCUUUUGCGAUGUUUGUUCAUUGGCUAAACAUCAUCGGUUGCCGUUUCCAAAGCAUACUACGCAAGUAUCACUUCCUUUUGAACUGGUUCAUGUUGAUUUAUGGGGGCCUUAUAGAACACUUGAUUUAUCAGGUGCAAGAUAUUUUUUCACAAUUGUGGAUGACAAAACUAGGGGCACCUGGACAUAUCUUCUUCCUAAUAAAACUCAUGUUUGUUCUACUUUUAUUUCCUUUCUCAAAUUUGUUAAAAAUCAUUUUCAUGCUAGGCCGAAACAAAUUCGAUCCGAUAAUGGUACUGAAGUAGUCAAACAUGAGUGUAGUGCUUAUUUUCUCAAAAAGGGUAUAAUACAUCAAACUAGCAUGCCCCAUACUCCUCAACAAAAUGGGGUUGUUGAGCGGAAACACCGUCAUCUUCUUGAUCUUGCUAGAGCCCUUAAGAUUCAUGCUCAUCUUCCUAAGCAUUUUUUUGGGGAGAAUGUAUUUUAA
This is a messenger RNA of Dioscorea cayenensis subsp. rotundata (Guinea yam), 2184 nucleotides long. RefSeq lists its product as uncharacterized. Lineage: Eukaryota; Viridiplantae; Streptophyta; Magnoliopsida; Dioscoreales; Dioscoreaceae. The coding region runs from base 1 to 2184 and encodes 727 amino acids. The transcript has a single exon. The record is from RefSeq and is a predicted model, not a curated record. Gene Ontology annotation, molecular function: nucleic acid binding. Gene Ontology annotation, biological process: DNA integration.